AUGUUGACAAGAUCCGAAAUCAGCAAGCAUGCUUCCCGCGAGAGCUGCUGGGUCAUAAUAAAUGGCGUUUGUUACGAUCUUACAGCAUUCCUACAGUCUCACCCGGGUGGAGCGAAUAUUAUUUUGAAGUAUGCCGGCAAGGAUGCCACCAAGAUCUUUGAAAGCAUCCAUCCAAGAGACACGAUUCAGAAGUUCGUUAAGCCGGAACGUGUCUUAGGAUUGGUUACUGAACAGGUCGAAACUCCUGUGACGACAAUAGCCACACCCUCCUGCAAGCCAGCUGAAAACAGAAUGAAACUGCGCUCUAUCGUCAAUAUAAGUGACUUUGAGGAAGCUGCUCGUCAACGCUUGAGCCCCCAAGCUUUUGUUUUCUUCAAAGCCGGUGCCGACGACGAAAAUACUGUCCAAUGGAACAAAAAGAGCUGGCAAUCUAUCAGGUUUCGACCUCGCGUGCUACGACCAAUCAAAAACAUUAAUCUAUCAACCUCUUUGAUGGGUACCCCAGUUUCCCUGCCGUUUUUCAUCUGCCCAGCUGGUGGUGGUAAAAUGGCGCAUCCAGAGGGCGAAGUCCUACUGACAAAGGCCGCUGGCAAGCAUGGAGCUCUGCAAUGGGUUUGCAACAUGGCAGGAUGCACCAAGAAGGAAAUGUCUGAUAUACGAACUCCUGGUCAAGUAUUGUUCUGGCAGAUAUAUCCAAAGGCCGAUUUGACGAUAAGUGAACAAGAAGUGACGGAGGCUAUAAGCCUCGGUUACAAGGGGUUCGCUUUGACGGUGGAUGCUAUUCGGGCGUCAAAGCGAGAGCGAGAUAUCCGAUAUAGUCUUCAAGAAACUGAGAAGGAAAGUAUGGCCGAUGACGAUGAGGACGACACAAGCACAUCUGGCGGCAUCAGCGCACAAAGAGGGUCGGUGUGGUCGGAAUUUGACUGGGUCUCAGCUAUCAAGUGGCUGCGAAGCCUGACAGAUCUUCCCAUCGCCAUCAAAGGUAUACAAUGCUGGGAAGACGCUGUACUGUGCAUGCAUCAUGGAGUUCACCCAUGGCUGUCUAACCAUGGAGGGCGGCAACUUGAUGGGGCACCAUCGGCGCUUGACACUCUUCUGGACAUGCGUUUGCAUUGCCCUGAGGUUUUCCAAAAGUGCGAUGUCAUCAUCGAUGGAGGCAUUACGAGAGGCACGGAUAUCGUCAAGGCGCUUGCACUUGGUGUGAAGGCUGUUGGACUGGGACGUGCUUUUCUCUACUCUCUGGCUUUUGGUGAAGCUGGUGUCAACAAAGCCGUCCGAAUUCUGACGCACGAGGUUGAGACUACUAUGGCUCUACUUGGUGUUACUUCUAUUGAUCAGCUAAAUCCUUCUUAUCUGAAGAUUCGACAGGGAGAGUCGAUGCUGUAG
Talaromyces atroroseus is the source of this 1386-nucleotide messenger RNA. RefSeq lists its product as hypothetical. The transcript is spliced from 6 exons. Gene Ontology annotation, molecular function: oxidoreductase activity; heme binding. Bases 1 to 1386 code for a protein of 461 amino acids. NCBI's taxonomy places the organism in Eukaryota, Fungi, Ascomycota, Eurotiomycetes, Eurotiales, Trichocomaceae. The record is from RefSeq and is a predicted model, not a curated record.